AUGAUUCCAUUCCGGUCAAGCCUAGCCAUCCUCAGGGCUUGGCUGCUGGUGUUGUUCUGGCAAGCUCCUGAGAACUCUUUUGAGUUCAUCGACAACGCCGGGGGCAAACUCUUGUCAUUCUCCAACCAGGUUGGCCGCCAAAAUUCCAACUAUAUCGAAAGCAUUCGUAUCAAAAUGCCCCGAUACCUGGGCUAA
Messenger RNA from Penicillium cataractarum, 195 nucleotides. RefSeq lists its product as uncharacterized. The record is from RefSeq and is a predicted model, not a curated record. NCBI's taxonomy places the organism in Eukaryota, Fungi, Ascomycota, Eurotiomycetes, Eurotiales, Aspergillaceae. Bases 1 to 195 code for a protein of 64 amino acids. The transcript has 2 exons.